AUGAGAGAUACCGCCUCCCGUUUGGUGCGCGCCGGGUACGCCAUCUACGGGGUAGAUCACGAGGGACACGGCAGGUCAUCUGGCCUGAGAUGCUACAUACCAAACUUCGGCGACGUUAUCGACGAUUGCUCCAGUUAUUUUAAGAGUGUUUGCGAUAAGCCGGAGAACAGGGAGAAGAAGCGGUUCCUGUACAGGAUCUCCAUGGGUGGGAGCGUGGCGCUUCUCCUCCACAGGAAGGAGCCGGCUUACUGGGAUGGCGCCGUUCUGCUUGCUCCUAUGUGCAAGAUUUCUGAUGACAUGAAGCCUCAUCCGGUCGUGGUCAGCGCUCUCAAGAUGGUAUGCGCGGUGGCGCCUAGUUGGAGGAUCAUACCAACUCCGGAUAUCCUUGACAAAGUUUGCAAAGAUCCAGAGAUGAGGAAACAGGUACUACAGCUACUGCACGUGCGAAAGAAAAAGGCUGAUCAUAGUUACUGA
Messenger RNA from Lolium perenne, 474 nucleotides. Its product is annotated as caffeoylshikimate esterase-like. The record is from RefSeq and is a predicted model, not a curated record. NCBI's taxonomy places the organism in Eukaryota, Viridiplantae, Streptophyta, Magnoliopsida, Poales, Poaceae.